This is a messenger RNA of Balaenoptera musculus (blue whale), 3293 nucleotides long. RefSeq names its product pentatricopeptide repeat domain 1 (gene PTCD1). Gene Ontology annotation, biological process: tRNA 3'-end processing. Gene Ontology annotation, cellular component: mitochondrial matrix. Gene Ontology annotation, molecular function: protein binding; tRNA binding. The coding region runs from base 212 to 2587 and encodes 791 amino acids. The record is from RefSeq and is a predicted model, not a curated record. NCBI's taxonomy places the organism in Eukaryota, Metazoa, Chordata, Mammalia, Artiodactyla, Balaenopteridae. The transcript is spliced from 11 exons.
GUCGGCCAAGGCACACUUGGGAUAGGUCGUCUGGGACGCGGAGACGGGUGCGCGGCGCGGCGGCGACGGGACCGGGGGUGACGCGGGGAGCCCGGCCUCCGGACGAAGACUGGCCAGAGGGGCAGCGAGGGUCGCAGCCAGAGUCGGAGCCGGCGGCGUCCGCUGAGGAGACCGAAGCUCUAAAGGCCGGCCCUGGAGGGGAACGCCAGAGAUGGACCUCGUGAGACUCUCGCGGCUCUUCUCUGGCCCCCGCCCCAUGGGAUGGGCCGUCCUGCAGCACCUUGACCCCCUCAGAGCCAGGUGGGCCGGAGGCCGGGAGGGGCCCACGUGGCCGAGGGCCGCAGGGCUGAUUCGGCUAGUGCCAGCCCCCUUCAGCAGCUCCCUCUCUCGGCUGCCCCUCGGCCCGCGGAGCCAGAAGAACACAGGCAGCCUGAGCUCUGACCCAGGCCAGCCCAGCCCCACGGCCACCCAGGAGGAAGGGGAGGAGGAGAGCUUUGGGACUCUUUCCGACAAAUACUCCUCCCGGAGAAUGUUCCACAAAUCGACGGCCCAGUUGUAUAACCUGCGGCUCAAGGAACAGAGUGUUGAAGAAGAUGAGGAAGGGGAGCUGCAGCCAGAAGCAUGGCAGGGCCCGAGAAACACCCCUUACUGGUACUUCUUUCAGUGCAAACGCCUGAUCAAGGAAGGAAAGCUGGCCGAGGCCCUGGACCUGUUUGAGAGACAGAUGCUGAAGGAGGAGCGACUCCAGCCCCUUGAGUGCAACUACACCGUGCUGAUCGGGGGCUGCGGGCGGGCCGGCUACCUGAGGAAGGCCUUCCAGCUCUACAAUGACAUGAAGAAGCGAGACCUGGAGCCCUCAGAUGCCACCUACACAGCCCUGUUCAACGUCUGCGCUGAGUCCCCCUGGAAGGACUCCGCUCUGCAGAGUGCCCUGAAGUUACGGCAGCAGCUUCAGGCCAGAAACUUCCAGCUCAACUUGAAAACGUACCACUCCCUGCUGAAGAUGGCCGCCAUGUGCGCAGACCUCAGGAUGUGCCUGGAUGUGUUUAAGGAAAUCAUCCAGAAAGGACAUGCGGCCACAGAGGAGACCUUCAGUUACCUGCUCAUGGGCUGCAUCCAGGACAAGAAAACGGGUUUCCGAUAUGCCCUGCAGGUGUGGAGGCAGAUGCUGAGCCUGGGGCUCCGGCCGAGCCGGCACGGCUACAACCUGCUGUUGGGGGCAGCUCGGGACUGCGGCCUGGGGGACCCGGCGGUGGCCUCGGCGGUGCUCCUGCGGCCCAGGGAGGAGAUGGUCCUGCUCCAGCCCCCGGCAGGCGGGCGGCAGGCAAGGAGGAGAGACGGGGUCGGGGCGGACGAUCGCCUGUCAGCCUGGCUGCACGUGGAGGCCCUGGAGAGGCAGCUGUUUCUAGAACCUUCUCAGGCACUUGAGGGGCCUCUGGAGCCUCAGGAGGCUGGAGCCCCCGGCAAGGCCCAGCCUGGGGUGGAAACCAAGGCGGAGGCUGACCGCGCUGUGGCCCUCCCCUCUGCGGCCCCGGAGCCGCCUCCCUGGGGGCUGGAGGCCAACCUCCUGACCCCGGGGGCGGUCCCCUCGGCUGUGGUCUCCUUUGGGACCGUGACCACUCCAGCUGACAGGCUGGCCUUGAUGGGGGGCCUGGAGGGCUUCCUGGGAAAGAUGGCGGAGCAUGGGCUUCGGCCCGACAUCAAAACCCUCACGCUGCUGGCGGAGGUGGUGGAGCCCGGCAGCGCCGCAGAGUCCUCGCUGCUGACCGUCUUGGACGCGCACCAAGUGGAGGCCGACCUGACCUUCUUCAACACGCUGAUGAGGAGGAAGAGCAAGCUGGGCGACCUGGAGGGGGCGAAGGCACUGCUGCCAGUCCUGGCAAAGAGGGGAAUCGUCCCCAACCUGCAGACAUUCUGCAACCUGGCCAUCGGGUGCCGCAGGCCAGGGGAUGGCCUGCAGCUGCUUGCAGACAUGAGGAAAUCCCAGAUGACCCCCAACGCCCACAUCUACAGCACCCUCAUCAACGCGGCCGUCAAGAAGCUGGACUACGCCUAUCUCAUCGACAUCCUGAAGGACAUGAGGCGGAACAGGGUCCCGGUGAAUGAAGCGGUCAUCCGCCAGCUGGAGUUCGCAGCCCAGUACCCACCCACCUUCGACCGGUACAAAGGGAGAAACACCUACCUGGAGAAGAUUGAUGGCUUCCGAGCUUAUUAUAAGCAGUGGCUGAAAAUGAUGCCAGCAGAGGAAACCCCCCACCCGUGGCAGAAGUUCCGGACCAAACCAAAGGGAGACCAGGACACCGUCACUGUGGCCGAUGUGGACAGAGGCCCUGGGGGAGCAAGACUCUGGUCUAAGGAAACAAGAUCUGAUGGUGAAACCCAGCUAAAUCUGAAGCAGGCUCUGUUCCGGCCACAGGUCUGGGGCGGCAGCCCCGGCGAGACAUCACCACGGAACCCCGGGGCUCUCGCAGGAGCAGGGCUUCUGCUGCUCUGCUACCCCUCCUGCCCCCGCCGGAGGCCAGCACCAGAGCCGCCCCUCAGGAGGCAGCCCAUGCUCGCUCUCCACUGCUCCCAUGCCCGUCCUUGAGCUUCCAGAUGGUUCAGGGGGACAGAGCUGCCUGCUGAGCUAAAGCCCUUGGCCCAGAGCCGAAGCCCUACAAGCUGUAACUAGUGCUGCAGCGUGAAGGGACCUUGUGACGAGGGACUGUGUGAAAGAAGACAUCUGGCCUGACCUCCCAGCGGGGCCCACGGCGGUCAGCCGAGGGGCCGCGCUCAAAGGCCACUAACGGCCAACAGCCCAGCAACCCUUCCCUGCCUCCUGCGGCUCCACUUCAGAGGCGUCUGUGCGUGGAGCUGAGCUACUGCACCCCCAGCCGUGUUCCCCAGCCGCCCAGGAAGUGCUGGCAGGAGACGCGGUGAUGCUAACAUUGAAGUGUCACUGGGAGGAAAAGGAGGCCUGGAAAAAAGGGCGGCUGAAGGGCAAGCACUGGAGGGAAAGGGACAAGCUCCUGCCGACUGGCCCACCCUCCCGGCCACCCUGGGGGUGGGUAUCAUCACCCCCAUUUGGUUAAGUGAGGAAAGGAGCCCAAUAACUUGCCCAAAGGAGGAGGUGGGACUGGCCCCCAGAUGCAAGAUCAUUACUGCCAAACUCCCUGGCAUGGAUUCCUGACCAGAGGGUCUCUCUCCUGGCGGGAUGGCCAACCACAAAACAACAACAUAAAACCCCUUGUGGUCAACUAGGGCAGAAUCCUGACAGUAACAUCACACCCAGUCAGACAUGACGGGGGUGGAGA